Loxodonta africana (African savanna elephant) is the source of this 1277-nucleotide messenger RNA. RefSeq names its product chromosome 21 C19orf12 homolog (gene C21H19orf12). The record is from RefSeq and is a predicted model, not a curated record. The coding region runs from base 375 to 914 and encodes 179 amino acids. NCBI's taxonomy places the organism in Eukaryota, Metazoa, Chordata, Mammalia, Proboscidea, Elephantidae. The transcript has 4 exons.
GGGUAGUCAGCGCCGCGGGGUGAAGGGGCGCGUCCUGGUCGCCGGCCCCGUCAGUGUACUCAUUUUCCGGAUGGAGAGCCGAGGCACCGAGAAGCUGAAGCCACAGAAGAAGCCAGCAGCGGAGCUGCGACGAGGGCCCUGAGAGCUGGACCUCAGGGCCCUCGCGCCGUAUCUGCUUUUUAAAUAUUGGCAGCUAAUUCAUGAAAUAAAUUUAGAAAAUUGGUUAAUCCAAUGGUGUGUGCUGGUGGGAUCCACUUCCACCUUCGCAGUGGAGGCUGGAAAGGCGAGAGCAAGGUUGACAGGCGCUAGCGCACAGCCGUGCUGGAAUAUUCGUUCAUGAAAGUAGAAAUGGAGCGUCUUCCAGGCCGGCCAACAUGCCCAUCAUGGUGGAAGACAUCAUGAAGUUGCUCUGCUCCAUCUCCGAGGAGAGGAAGAUGAAGGCAGCCGUUAAGCACUCUGGGAGGGGUGCCCUGGUCACGGGGGCCGUGGCCUUCGUUGGUGGUUUGGUCGGUGGCCCACCGGGAUUGGCUGUUGGGGGAGCCGUCGGGGGUCUCUUAGGUGCCUGGAUGACGAGUGGACAGUUUAAGCCAAUUCCUCAGAUCAUCAUGGAGCUGCCCCCCUCUGAGCAGCAGAAGCUCUUUAACGAGGCGGCUGCCAUCGUCAGGCACCUGGAGUGGACGGACGCCGUGCAGCUGACCGCGCUGGUCAUGGGCAGUGAGGCCCUGCAACAGCAGCUGCUGGCCAUGCUGAAGUCACUUCUGAGGAAGCUGUGUUCCUGUGCCCUUCUGCACUGGUGUGCGCUGGUGACCCGGGAGGCUGGCCUGCAGUCGUUGUCCUGCCUGCCGGGGACACAGGGCAGUGUUCUGACUGCUCUGCUGUUGGCACGAGUCUGGAGGGUCACGGUGUUCACCUGACUCUGACCACACGUCUCUGUCCCUCCUGCUGGGCCUUCUCACCUUGUGCAGAUGGCUCCUAUUCCAGGCACCUGUUGCAGGACUGCCUCCCCUCCCGUUGGGGCCCGGGAUCUCAGGGCUGGGGACAGCCCAUGCUGGGAUCAUGCUUCCCUCCUGACUUCACCCCUCCCUCCCAGUGACCUCUGAGUGGGCCCCUGGGGGCAGGAUGGGCCUGGCGAGGAAGCCACAAAGGCCAAGGGUACCUGGCCCAUCCUCCCACUCAGCUGCAUCCAAGGCCCUCCAGCCCGGGGUCUUGCUUUACCCUUCUGAAAAAUCACAGUACUUCUUGAGUUAUGCCUUUUAAUUAAAUAUGUUCAUUAUAAA